Leptopilina heterotoma is the source of this 12947-nucleotide messenger RNA. RefSeq names its product sodium channel protein para (gene para). Gene Ontology annotation, cellular component: voltage-gated sodium channel complex; plasma membrane. Gene Ontology annotation, biological process: membrane depolarization during action potential; sodium ion transmembrane transport; neuronal action potential. Gene Ontology annotation, molecular function: calcium ion binding; voltage-gated sodium channel activity. The coding region runs from base 1678 to 7890 and encodes 2070 amino acids. The transcript has 33 exons. Lineage: Eukaryota; Metazoa; Arthropoda; Insecta; Hymenoptera; Figitidae. The record is from RefSeq and is a predicted model, not a curated record.
GUCGUCGUCGUCUGCUUGACUCCAAAGUGGUGGGGACGCGCGCACAAAAUUUUUAGUUAACUAGACGUCCGCUGCGCGAGGUUCGGCGCGCGCGUAACGCAUGCAGUUAACGGUUGCGCUGGCUCGGUUCGCCUCAGCGCGGCUACAACACCAACCUUCAAGACGGCCUUCGUCGACGAAAAGGAAAGAGUAAAAAAAAAGAAAGAAAGGAAACGGGCACACAUUUUUUUUCCUGUCACCCCCCCCAAAAAAGUGUGUGUGUGUAUAUGUGCGUGUGAAAAAAAAGUGUUUUUCGCUGAUUUGCAAAAUUGUGUUUUUUCGUCAAACAUAAGACGGGGGCUGUCAUUGAAAAAUACACACUAGAAAAUUAUCAUUUUAUUCGGAAGGUUGGAUUUUUCAUUUUUCACCCAAGUGGAUAAGAAUUUUUUUUAGGUUUUUUUUGGUGAAUUUAAAAAAAAAGUGCGAGUGAGUGUGUGUGUAUGUGAGAGUGAGUGGAGUGUGUCGCUAGUGCACACAAUUCGAAAGGGGGAUUUGUUCACCACAAAAUCUUUAAAUUGAGGAAAAAAAAGCGAGGAAAGGAGGAAAAUAGGAAAAACUAUGAGAUUACGAUAGUCUUGAGUGAUGUUAUCGCAAAGUAAAUUUUACGCUCUCUUUAUACACUACACUUUUGUGUAGUAUGGUACGGGGCGGGUCCUUGCCGCUGCGGUCAAGAGUGCAGGUGUGAAGCAAAUAGUGGUUCUCUUUUUUAAAAAAAAACCCCCGUGUUCACCUACUCGACCUUCUUUUUUUUCCUUUUUUUCCUUUUUACUUCUUCAUCUCUCUACUGUCCAAAAAAAAAAUCCUUCUAAGUUAUUCCUUAUCUCCCAUUAAACAGAAAUCUUAAUUUUUAGUGUUCAAAGUGCUUUAAAAAUUGUGCAAGUGUUCUUUUUAAUUUUUCCACCUCCAUUCCUUAUAUUGAUUUCUUUAAAUUUAAUUUCUACCGGAAAAAAUAGUUUUUCCCCCGAGGGCAAGGAAAAAAAACAACCAAUGAUAUAAAUUUACGGAAGAUUUUUGGAUAGAGAAGAAAAGGCACCGCGGAAGGUGCUUUAGAACCCGCCCCAUAUAACAUCAGUGCCUGGUAUUCCGCAUCGCUCAACUCCGAGAAUUCACUCACGAGAGGACGAGUCUUCAAAAAAAAAAAAAUCAAAUACAGACUGAAACGUGGAGCAGACUAUGAUAAUUCGGAUAACAAAUUGAUUACACCCGCCGCUUCAUGUAUACGUCGGACAUGAGAAAUCUUGGUUCGAGUUGGACAGGCCCCACUGUACCACGCACUGCCGCAGCGCGUUCGUUAUUGGUCGCCGCCAUUUUGUCAAAGAACGAUUUAGAUAUACAAACGAUAAAGAGAAAGUGGAGUUCGAAGGAGAGAAAAAAUUAUCAAAAGUGGAAAUCGUGGAGUAACGUGGUGCGACAACCACAUUUAUCCGUCCGACCACUCAGAACGUCGUCUCUACACACAAUCACGCAUUUUAAAUCGACAACAAGGCAGCUUUCAAAAAGCAAUUCUAGAUCUCAUUCCCAAUUUCGCUAUCGGCAACAGCAACUGAACUAUUCCCCACAAUACGAACACAGUCGUCAUUAUAGAAAUUGUUAGCACCAAUAGCAAGGAAGGUGGCUGAGUUGUGUGCAGCCUAGACAAUGUCCGAAGUUUCUGGCUCUAUAUCAGAGGAAGAACGAAGUUUGUUCCGUCCGUUCACGCGGGAAUCCUUAGCAGCAAUAGAACAACGUAUUUCCGAGCAGGAAGCUAAACAAAAGGAGCUUGAGAAAAAGAGAGCUGAAGGCGAGGGAAGUAUAUAUGGACGGAAGAAAAAGAAAAAAGAAGUACGUUACGAUGACGAAGACGAAGAUGAGGGUCCUCAACCGGAUCCAAUGUUUGAGCAAGGAGCGCCCCUUCCGGUCCGACUGCACAACGAAUUUCCCCCCGAGCUGGCCUCCACACCUCUUGAAGAUAUUGAUAGUUUUUACUUCAAUCAAAGGACGUUCGUGGUUAUCAGUAAAGGAAAGGACAUAUUCAGGUUCUCCGCGACCGACGCGAUGUGGAUCCUCGAUCCAUUUAAUCCAAUACGACGGGUGGCCAUCUACAUAUUGGUCCACCCACUCUUCUCUCUAUUCAUCAUCACAACAAUUUUGGUUAACUGCAUACUCAUGAUCAUGCCCACAACGCCCACCAUCGAAUCCACCGAAGUCAUAUUUACGGGCAUCUACACAUUUGAGUCCGCCGUUAAGGUGAUGGCGAGGGGUUUCAUUCUGCAGCCUUUUACCUAUCUUAGAGAUGCAUGGAAUUGGCUCGACUUCGUAGUUAUAGCUUUAGCUUAUGUGACGAUGGGAAUAGAUCUAGGCAACCUUGCUGCUCUCAGGACAUUUCGAGUCCUCCGAGCCUUGAAGACUGUCGCUAUUGUACCAGGUCUUAAAACCAUUGUCGGCGCUGUGAUAGAGUCCGUUAAAAAUCUACGCGAUGUGAUAAUCCUAACAAUGUUCUCCCUUUCCGUCUUUGCACUUAUGGGUCUUCAAAUUUAUAUGGGGGUGCUUACGCAAAAAUGUAUAAAAAAUUUUCCGGACGACAACUCGUGGGGUAAUUUAACGCACGAAAAUUGGGAACGAUUUACUAACAAUGAUUCUAAUUGGUACGUGGAUGAAGCCGGGAACAUGCCCUUGUGUGGAAAUUCGUCGGGCGCGGGGAUGUGUCCACCUGGUUACACGUGUUUACAAGGUUAUGGGGAUAAUCCGAAUUAUGGUUAUACAAGCUUCGAUACAUUUGGUUGGGCGCUUCUUUCUGCGUUUCGUCUUAUGACACAGGAUUAUUGGGAGAAUCUUUAUCAGCUGGUGCUGAGAUCGGCGGGGCCAUGGCAUAUGUUAUUUUUCAUUGUUAUCAUUUUCCUGGGAUCAUUUUAUCUUGUUAAUUUGAUCCUCGCCAUUGUCGCGAUGUCGUACGAUGAAUUACAAAAGAAAGCCGAGGAGGAGGAAGCCGCUGAAGAGGAAGCGAUUAGGGAAGCGGAAGAAGCGGCUUUAGCGAAAGAACACAAACAGGCGGCUCAAGCUGCAGCGCGGGAAGCAGCAGCUGCUGCAGCCGCCGAACGAAUAGUAAAGUCGCCUUCAGACUUUUCCUGCCAUAGUUAUGAAUUAUUUGUUGGUCAAGAAAAGGGCACCGACGAUAAUAAUAAGGAACAAAUGAGCAUUAGAUCCGUUGAGUCCAUCAGUGAACAUAGAGUUAAAAUUAUAAAUAAUCACACAACCACCACCACCACCAAUAAAGUGCGAAAAGUCAGUGCCGUCUCUCGCGUCCCUAGUGGCCAGUUUACUAAUGCCUACCAGGAAAAUAAGAGGAAGGCAAGUCUAAGUCUGCCGGGUUCACCAUUCAAUAUUAGACGCGGUAGUCGUGGGAGUCAUCAAUUCACCAUACGUAAUGGUCGUCGUUUCGUUGGACCAUCGGGUGGUGAUCGUAAACCCCUUGUACUUUCAACGUAUUUAGACGCACAGGAGCAUUUGCCCUAUGCCGAUGAUUCCAAUGCAGUUACGCCAAUGUCAGAGGAAAAUGGCGCAAUUGUUGUGCCAAUGUAUUACGCAAAUUUGGGUUCACGUCACUCGUCAUACACUUCACACGCGUCAAAAUUGUCCUACACGUCGCAUUGCGAUCUUCUUGGUGGUAUUGGUAAUAUUGGUAAACCAAUGACAAAGGAGAGUAAAUUGAGAAGUCGAUCAGCGAGACAGGCGUCGAUUAAUGGAAAUACGGCAGAGGCAAUUCAUAAACAUCAUCAUUAUCACAGUACGGAUGGAGAAACAGAAGAUUCGCUUAUUAAAUUGAAACAAGACAAUCCUUUUAUCGAUUCCUCACAUCAACAAGCGGUGGUUGAUAUGAAAGAUGCAAUGGCGCUAAACGAUAUAACCGAACAAGCUGCUGGUCGGCAUAGUCGGUCAUCGGAGCAAGCAGUGUCGAUAUAUUACUUUCCUACAGACGAAGACGAAGAGGGAAUUACAUUUAAGGAAAAGGCAUUAGAAUACUUUUUGAGGAGUAUCGAUGUCUUUUGCGUUUGGAACUGUUGUCCUAUGUGGGUCAAGAUACAAGACUUCAUUGCCCUAUUGGUAUUCGAUCCGUUCGUCGAGCUUUUCAUCACACUUUGCAUUGUCGUCAAUACAUUAUUUAUGGCAUUGGAUCAUCACGAUAUGGAUAAUAAAAUGGAAAAAAUCCUCAAAUCCGGAAAUUACUUCUUCACUGCAACGUUUGGCAUUGAAGCAACAAUGAAAUUAAUAGCGAUGAGUCCAAAAUUUUACUUUCAAGAGGGUUGGAAUAUUUUCGAUUUUAUUAUAGUGGCCUUGUCCUUAUUGGAAUUGGGGCUCGAAGGUGUUCAAGGAUUAUCGGUCCUGCGAUCUUUCAGAUUGUUGAGAGUGUUCAAAUUGGCAAAAUCGUGGCCAACAUUGAAUUUAUUGAUAUCAAUUAUGGGCCGUACUGUGGGUGCAUUGGGUAACUUGACGUUUGUCUUGUGCAUCAUUAUAUUCAUUUUCGCUGUGAUGGGUAUGCAAUUAUUUGGUAAAAAUUACACGGACCAAGUACAUCUAUUUCCGGACGGUGAAUUACCACGUUGGAAUUUCACCGAUUUUAUGCAUUCAUUUAUGAUUGUUUUUCGUGUACUAUGCGGCGAAUGGAUUGAAUCAAUGUGGGAUUGUAUGCUGGUUGGCGAUGUCUCCUGUAUACCAUUCUUUCUGGCUACUGUCGUCAUUGGAAAUUUAGUAGUUUUGAAUCUCUUCUUGGCGUUGCUUUUGAGUAAUUUUGGUUCAUCGAAUCUAUCAGCGCCAACAGCGGACAAUGAUACGAAUAAAAUUGCCGAGGCCAUUGAUAGAAUUGCACGUUUCAUUGGUUGGGUCAAGCAAAGUGUUCUUAAUCUUCUUAAGAUGAUGCGAGCCAAACUCACCAAUCAAAUAUCCGACCAGGCGCCAGGUGAGGGACCGUCCAACAGUUGGAAAGAAGAAGGUCUCGAUCACGAUGCCAAUUUAGAUCUAACUGAUGGUGAUUUGGACGUAUUUCGCGAUAAGAAAAGCGUCAAGGAGCUUAACAAUCAAUUUGAAGUUGCAAUUGGCGAUGGAAUGGAAUUUACGAUUCAUGGAGAUCUGAAGAAUAAAAUGAAGAAGGGAAGUCUCUGUUUGAACAACACAAAGGGUCUUGUGAAUUCCUUGAAUCAUCGGGAUUUUCGAUUAGAUCAUGACUACAUCAAUCAUAAUGAGGAUGAUACCAUCAGCAACAAAUCGUACGGGAGUCAUCAGAACAGAUCGUUUAAAAACGAGAGUCAUAAAGGGAGUUUGGAUUCGUUGGAUGGUGAAGAGAAAAAGGAUGUCAGUAAAGAAGAUCUUGAGGAAGAAGACUUGGACGACGAAGGCGAAGAGGGUGAGGAGGAGGAGGAGGAGGAGGAGGAAGUGCCGAGAAUAAUACAAGCGAACGAGGAGAUAAUUGACGAUUAUCCAGCGGAUUGUCUUCCCGAGAAAUGGUACAAGAAAUUUCCAUUUUUGGCCGGUGAUGAAGACGCGCCAUUUUGGCAAGGUUGGGGCAAUUUGAGACUUAAAACCUUCCAGCUCAUCGAAAACAAAUAUUUUGAAACUGCCGUCAUUACAAUGAUCCUGUUAAGUAGUAUGGCACUGGCUCUGGAGGACGUACACCUUCAGUCGAGGCCAAUUCUUCAAGAUAUUCUUUAUUACAUGGACAGGAUUUUCACAGUGAUAUUCUUCUUGGAGAUGUUGAUUAAAUGGUUGGCCCUUGGUUUUCAGAAAUAUUUCACAAACGCCUGGUGUUGGUUGGACUUCAUAAUCGUCAUGCUUUCGCUGAUCAAUCUGGGUGCAAUAUGGGCCGGUGCAGCUGACAUUCCAGCCUUUCGUUCAAUGAGAACUUUGAGGGCCUUGAGGCCCCUAAGAGCAGUUUCUCGCUGGGAAGGGAUGAGAGUUGUCGUGAACGCUUUGGUCCAAGCUAUUCCAUCUAUCUUCAAUGUACUGCUCGUCUGCCUUAUUUUUUGGCUAAUCUUUGCCAUAAUGGGAGUCCAACUGUUUGCCGGAAAAUAUUUCAAGUGUGUCGAUGCAAACAAGACAACGCUAAGUCACGAGAUCAUUCCCGAUAAAAAUGCCUGCAUUGCCGAAAAUUACACCUGGGACAAUUCGCCCAUGAAUUUCGAUCACGUUGGCAAAGCAUACCUGUGCCUCUUUCAAGUAGCGACCUUUAAAGGAUGGAUACAAAUCAUGAACGACGCAAUUGACUCAAGGGAGGUUGGCAAACAACCAAUUCGCGAGACAAACAUCUACAUGUACCUCUACUUUGUAUUUUUCAUCAUCUUUGGAUCGUUUUUUACACUUAAUCUCUUUAUCGGAGUUAUCAUCGACAAUUUUAACGAGCAAAAGAAAAAGGCCGGCGGUUCACUCGAAAUGUUCAUGACUGAGGAUCAGAAAAAGUACUACAACGCAAUGAAAAAAAUGGGUAGUAAAAAACCCCUAAAGGCCAUACCACGUCCUAGGUGGAGGCCACAGGCAAUAGUGUUUGAAAUUGUGACAGAUAAGAAGUUCGAUAUGAUAAUUAUGUUGUUCAUCGGAUUUAAUAUGUUGACCAUGACAAUGGACCAUUAUAAACAAACGGAGACGUUCAGCAGUGUGUUGGACUAUCUUAAUAUGAUAUUCAUUGUGAUAUUCACCAGCGAGUGUCUCAUGAAGAUAUUUGCAUUGCGCUAUCAUUACUUCAAGGAGCCGUGGAACCUCUUUGAUUUUGUUGUUGUUAUAUUAUCAAUAUUAGGGUUGGUCCUGAGCGAUAUUAUUGAAAAAUAUUUUGUAUCUCCCACAUUACUUCGUGUGGUGAGGGUAGCUAAAGUGGGUCGUGUUUUACGUCUCGUUAAAGGAGCCAAGGGAAUUCGUACUCUACUUUUUGCAUUGGCCAUGUCAUUGCCAGCGCUAUUCAACAUUUGCCUCUUACUAUUUUUGGUGAUGUUCAUCUUUGCGAUAUUUGGAAUGUCAUUUUUCAUGCACGUCAAGGACAAGAGUGGUCUCGAUGACGUCUACAAUUUCAAGACAUUCGGACAGUCGAUGAUAUUGCUGUUUCAAAUGUCAACAUCAGCUGGCUGGAACGACGUAUUGGACGGCAUUAUCAACGAAGAGGACUGUCAGGAGCCAAACAAUGAAAUUGGCUAUCCGGGAAAUUGUGGUUCAUCAACAAUUGGAAUUGCCUAUUUACUCUCCUAUUUGGUGAUUAGUUUUCUAAUUGUCAUCAAUAUGUACAUUGCGGUUAUUUUAGAGAAUUAUUCUCAAGCAACCGAGGACGUUCAAGAAGGUCUUACCGACGAUGAUUACGAUAUGUAUUAUGAGAUAUGGCAGCAAUUUGAUCCCGAUGGUACGCAAUAUAUUCGUUACGAUCAAUUAUCAGAAUUCUUGGACGUCCUUGAACCGCCAUUACAAAUACACAAGCCCAAUAAAUAUAAGAUUGUAUCGAUGGAUAUCCCAAUAUGUAAGGGUGACCUUAUGUUUUGCGUUGAUAUCCUCGAUGCUCUCACAAAAGACUUUUUCGCAAGAAAGGGCAAUCCAAUUGAGGAGACUGCCGAAUUGGGCGAAGUGCAAACAAGACCCGAUGAAGUUGGCUAUGAACCAGUAUCAUCAACAUUAUGGCGACAACGUGAAGAAUAUUGCGCGCGUCUUAUACAAAAUGCAUGGAGGAAGCAUAAACAACAACGUCUCGGCGGUCCCAGUGAGGAAAGCGAUGAUCCCGAUAUGGAUCCGCGCGUCAGACAAACGGCAGUGCUUGUCGAAAGUGAUGGUUUCGUCACGAAAAAUGGUCAUCGUGUCGUUAUUCAUAGUCGUUCACCGAGCGUCACAUCACGCACUGCCGAUGUCUGAUCCUCGUUACGCUAUCCUCAUUAAAUUAAAUUAAAUUAUUACCAAAAAAAAAAUAAAUCCGAGGUGAUGAAUCUAAAUAAAAAAUAAUUUAAAAAAAACAAAAAAAAAUUGAAAUCAAUCGCACGUGCGUUAUGAACUACUUAACAGCCUUAUAGUUGUAUAAUACAAAAAAAAUAAUAAAAUUCCUCCAACGAGUUGCCUUUUUUAUCGACUGCACGAGUGUGUCGAUCGGAGUCGACCGUGUCCGAGGAUGCACAACAAAACAUACACACAACUUUGAAAAAAAAUAAAUAAAAACUCAGGCGAUUCGUCGGAAAUAAACGCGUGUACGGUUUUUUACUAACAUCCGACCGAAUUAUACAAAAAAAAAAUAAACAAAAUCUUAAUCAAAGUAUCCAGCAGCCUCCUCUUCCCCAAAAUAAACCCUCGCAAAAAAUUACAUAUCUGUCGAAUUGAGGUUUGAAAAAAUUCUUUUUAUUUUUUUCCUUUCAUGUCCAGUGUGAAUACCUAACCUAAGGAUUUCAUGUGCUUCCCCCUCAAAAACAAAUUAUGAAAUCUGCCAAGCUUAGGUAAUUUAACGAUAUAUUUUUUUCAAUUAUAAGUUGAUUGAAGAAACGAAAAACUGUUUGAAACUUCCUCUCUUGCAGUUUCUUUUCGUUUUUUUAAACAAAAAAUUAAUGCGCAUGCGCUGUAGAUCAGUGCUGGUAAUACGCAUGCGUUGUAGAUCGAUAUUGGCAAUGCGCAUGCGUUAUAGAUCAAUAUUGGUAAUGUGCAUGCGUCAUAGAUCAAUGUUUGUUAUGCGUAUGCGUCAUAGAUCAUUGUUGGUUAUGCGCACGCGUCAUAGAUCAAUAUUGGAAAUGCGCAUGCGUCAUAGAUCACUAUUGGUAAUGCGAAUGCGUCAUAGAUUAAUAUUGGUAAUGCGCAUGAGUCGUAGAUCAAUAUUAGUUCUGCGCAUGCGUCAUAGAUCAAUAUUGGUAUUGAUAUUUUACAAGCGCUUUGGAUCAAGAUUAGCAGUACGUAUGCGCAGUAGAUCAGUAUUAAUUAAUAUUGGCAUAUGCGCAAUAGAUCAUUUAACUGACAAUUAAUACAUGCGCGCUGGAUCAGCUAUUUCACAAUUGUAAUUGUCGCAAGUUCAGUAUUGAGAAAAGCGCAUGCGCAAUAGAUCAGUAUUGAUAAUUUUUAUGCGCAGUAGAUCUCUAAUCGUUAAUAGUUGUGCGCAACUGAAAAAAAUAUCGUCAAAAGUGCGUUUUAUUACUUUGCAUCAAGAGUGUAAAAAAACGGUUGAACUUCCCCUAAAAAAAAUUGUGAAUCGUAAUUAUAGUCACAAUUUAUUUUUUACACUCUAAAUUAAUUCUAUUUUGUAAUAUGAAAAAAAAAUAUUUUUUCUGUGAACAAUUACAAAUUUUAAAAUUAGAAAUUGACAAUUGUCGCAAAAAAUAUGACGUAUACCAAUCUUCCCCUAUAAACAAAAGCAAAAUACGACAUUGGUAUUUUUUCAAUUUUUUUUUGUUGCGAUAAUUGUCAUUUCGAGAACUGGAUAUUUUGUUUUUAAUUUUUAACGAAUAGUCAUUGAUUGAAUGAACAAUUUAAUGACAUUCUGGCAAAUUUUUUCAAAUCCUCUUAUUAGACUUUAUUCAUUUUUUUUUCAUUAUUUACAAAGUAAAAAUAAUUUCUUUCUUCUAUUUUUUAAGAAAUGAAAGAAUGAAAAAUGAGAAAAAAACUUUGUGUGACCUGAUAAACGGAAAAAAAAAUUUGUCGGUACAAUCGAAUUACAUAUACCUCAAAUUUGGUGCAGCAUUUUUUAAUAGAAUCGUGCAAAAAACAAUUUUGUUUAAAAGAAAAAAAACGAAGAGAUAAGAAGAAGAAGAAGAAGAAAAAAAAUAAAGCAUAAAUUAAAAAAUAUUCGAUUUGCAUAAAUUAGCUUUCUAUAAAAUCGCACUCUUCUUAUUCUUGUGAUUUAUUAGCGUCGAAAUACAUAAAUAAAUAAAUGAAAAAAAAAAAUUCAACGUGUGUGCCUGUUUUAUCCGAAAGAGUAAACGUGGUACCUGCGCGCUUGUCACGAGGCAGAUAAAAGAAAAAAAAUAAAUCUAGCUUUUAUUGUCAAAAAAGAGCAAGAAAGUGAAAAAAAAAUUUUAAUGGAAAUUUUUGUCCGCGAAUAAUGGAGCCGCAACGACGUAUUAUCGUUCAACACGCUUAUAUAAUAAUAAUACUAAUAAUAAUUAUAAUAUAAUAAUAUAAAUAAAAAAAGUCGUAUCGAACUUGUUUCUUGAUUUGUCAUAGAAGGGGCGAAAACACAACUUUUAUAACAAGAAAAAACAAAAAUGUCCUUCCGUGAUCCUAAUCAAUUUACGAAAUUCAAUUCUAGGUGAAAUUGAUAUUUUUAGGGUCUUAUUUACACGUGGAAUGUUACUGCGCAUGUAUUUGAUACAUAGGGAUCUACUGCGCAUGUAUAAUACUCGACAAAUGCGCAGUAGAUCUUUUUGAGUAAUAUAGAUGCGCAGUAGAUCUCUAUGCGUUGAAUAUAUGCGUUGCAAACAUGUAUUGGAUCCAAAAGUAUGUUUGCGCAUCUUAUUGAAAAGAUCUACUGCGCAUGUGUAGUUUAUGCGCAGUAGAUCUUUAUAAUGAGAUGCGCAAAUAUGCUUUAGGGUUAAAUUUAGCAUAGGCGUUCGCUUCUAACAUAUAUACGAUCGAAAGGGAACUACUGCGCAUGUGUAGACUCAAUAUAUGCGCUGUAGAUCCUCGUGUGUUACACACAUGCGUAGUAGAUCUCCAAAGGUCCAAAGUAGAUCUUUGUGGGUGUGAAAUAUGCGCAGUAGACUUCUGUGAAUUUAAAACACGUACAAUAGAUCUCUGUGAGGCAAAUAAAUGCACAGUAGAUCAUUAAGGGUUAAUUACAUGCGCAGUAGAUCUCUAUGGGACAAAUACAUGCGCAGUAGAUCUCUAUUUGAAAAAUACAUGCGUAGAAGGUCUUUGUGAGAAAAUAACGUGAGAAAUAUAAUUCUUUAAAGAUAUAACAGUCGUAGUUGGGCUCUAUAGGUCAAGGAUAUACGCACUAGAUGAUUGUAGUUUUAAAGAAUGCGCAGUAGAUCUCUGUGAGUGUAAGCCAUACGCAUUAGAUCUUUGUGAGUGACAUACAAUGCACAAUAGAUCUCUGUGGAUGAAAUAAAUGCGCCGUAGAUCUCUAUGGGUCAUAUACAUGCGCAGAAGAUCUCUCAAGGUCAAAUAUAUGCGCCGUAGAUCUCUAUGGAUCAUAUACAUGCGCAGAAGACCUCUCAAGGUCAAAUAUAUGCGCCGUAGAUCUCUAUGGGUCAUAUACAUGCGCAGUAGAUCUCUGCGUGUCAAAAACAUGCGCAGUAGAUCUCUGUGGGUCAAAAACAUGCACAGUAGAUCUCUGUGUGUCAAAAACAUGCGCAGUAGAUCUCUGUGUGUCAAAUACAUGCGCAGUAGUUCCCCGUGAGUCAAAAAACAUGCGUCGUAGUUAUCUGCGUUCUAAAACACGCCAAUUGGAUCACUAUUCGUCAAAUAUACUUAUAAUAAUUCUAUCAAAUCAUUGAAAUGCGCAUUAAUUCUACAAAAAUCUCAUUGAAUCUGUAAAUGAGAGUGAAUUGAAUUUCGUAAUGAGUCAAGGACUCUUUCAGCGAGUGUCUCACCCGAUUCCGCUUGCCUGCCGUCCCAUUUUUUAAGCACCGCCUUUUUAAGUAGGUAAUGUCCAUUGUAAAUCCUUACGCGCGUUUUAAAAAUAUAAAAAGAAGUGGGGAAAAAAAAUAACUGAAACCACUGAGAGUAAUGUCGGUUAAUAAAUGAAAACAAUAAAUGACGAUGAGUAAACGAGGUUAAUAUUUAAAUAAAUAAAUGACUAACGAUAAAAAUAAAACUUUAUAAAAUAAAAAAAAUAACGCGAUCCCAUAAAUCCUAUUAUAUUGUCUAUUUAUAAAAUGAACUUAAUUGUAAUUUUGAAAAAAUCGUGUAUUAACGAUUUUUACCGUGAGAAAUUAAUUUAUUCGAGAAUGAAUGCUUUAUUUUUUUUAAAUACUUUUUAAUAGGGUAAAUAAAAAAAUUUUUUUAAAAAGUGUUUACCUUUGGCUUUUUGUGUCUAAUUAAUAAAGUUUGUGAAAGAAUGUGAUAAGUGAAAAAAAGUCGCUGAUUAUUUUUUUUUGCGGGUUAAAUUAUCUCACGGUCGGUUAAUAAUAUUGAAGGCUUGGGGAAAAAAUGUUAUUAAUGAAUGUUACUGAAAAAUGAAUAUAUAAAUGUUAAAAAUAUUUAUUUAAUUUUCAAAUUUGUUGAAAAAACGAUUUUCUUUUCUUUAAAUUCAAAUAAUUUAUCUGAUUGCUGUUAUUUUAUUGUUACUGUAAUAAAAUAAAUAGUAUUGUUGGCGAAAGAUUAUAAAAAAAAAUAAAAUAUACUUUAUUACACGAAAUUCCGUCAAGAAUUUCGUUUUGUUAUUAAAAUGCGUGAUACCAACAAAAUAUUUUUUUAACUUUUAUUUAUUUUUUUAUUUCCUAUUGUUAAAAUUUUAAAUGUGUGAUAUCCCCAACUCAUAGUUUUAAAAAUUUAUUUUUUGCGAAAAAUUUUUUUUUUUAAUAAUUUUUUGAAAAGAGGAAGAGGAGGCAAUAUGGAUUUUGAUUAAGAAUAAAAAAUAUAUACGAAAAUGGAUUAGUCGUGGGUCGUAGAAAGGAAAGGCAUAUGAAAGAAGGGGGAGAUGUGUAAUGCAUUUAAAAAAAACGACAAAACAAAAAAAAAAGAAAUGUUCAUUACUUUAAGCUAUAGAAAGCUCAAGCGACAUGAAGAAAAAAAAAUCAUUGUAAAUUACUCGUACAAAAAAAAAUAAUUCACUAUCGGUGUCGAAAUCCGCUUUUUCGAAGAAUCUUAGAAUGCCUGUCGAAAAGAUCAAUAUUCACAUACUUUUUCUACAUAGUUUUUUGCAUUUUCAAUUCUCUCCACGGGCGCGAUUCAUUUUAUGUGUCGAAUAAAGAAAAAAAAAUUAAAUAAGUAAAUAAAUAAAUAAUAAAUUUGUAAAUCGUCAAUUCGAAGGGCGAUUUUCAAAUUUAAAUCAAUUU